AUUAUACGCCUCGAUAAUGUCUUAUAAAUGUCGCACGCUAAGAAUACCAAAUAACAGCGCGUAGUUUUUCAGGCCAUUAAUGUUAGCAAUAUACUUUCAUUUAAGUUGGAGUAACUGAUCAAAAAUAUUUAAAUCGCCACUAGUUUUUGUUCAAUAUUCAGCCGGUAUAAGAAUAGAUCGCAAAAAACACUUAUUCGCGUACAUACUAUACAUGCACAUGUAGACCAUUAAAACAAUUUGCAUUGUAUAAGUGUGUGUGUGUGUGUGUGUGUGUGUGUAUAUAUAUAUAAUUACGUACACAUAGACAUGUAAAUUAUAUGUAUAAAAAUACGGGGGAUAGAUUUGACUUAGUCUGUAUCACAUUAUGAAUGAGAGAGAGAUGAUUCUUCGAGCUAGAAUACAUAUAUGAAGAAAUCAUAAGGCUUAAUAUAUAUAUAUAUAUAAAGAAAUGAUGCAAAGCUACUUGAUAGUCUCUGAUUUAAUUUACAUACGGUUGGUUUCAUUCGAUGCUUCACAGUUUAUCAGCUGCUUUUAAUAUACAUCUUCUUAGAGUUAUCUUAUUUUUGUAUAUAGCGACAGAUAUCAAAGGACCACAUUGCUUUCAUUUCACAUGGCCAGGCCCUUCCCAUGCAGAAGUCAACAAGUUAGACUGUGAGGAACAUAAUGAAAAAAAUCCAUUUACUCCUUGUAUAGAGCCAUUGUUUUUUCAUGAUACAAAACCAAAUGUAACUAAACUAUGGGAGAAUAUAAAUAAAAAUAAUAAUACAAAAUACAUACAACGAAUGCAACCUGGUUACGUUUGCGUAAGCUAUACAUUUAUGUACAAUGGCGCAGUUAUGAACAUCAGUUAUUUCCAUGGAAAAGUUACAGAAGACCAGGUUACACCGAUCAUAUCAAACUGUUACCUCAAACACACUGAAGGAUAUACUAUCGAAGUAUGUGCCUGUAAAUCUAAACAUGGCGAUUUUAUGCCCUGCAACUCAACAAUAAGAAAUAGAUAUUCAACACUAAUUAUUUUUGCAGUUAUAGCCGUUUCGCUGUUUAUGUAUAAAAUUUUCGAUAUUCCCUGACAUUUCCGGCUUACUUUAUUUCUUUGAUAUGA
Messenger RNA from Mycetomoellerius zeteki, 1102 nucleotides. RefSeq lists its product as uncharacterized. The transcript has 4 exons. The record is from RefSeq and is a predicted model, not a curated record. The coding region runs from base 507 to 1070 and encodes 187 amino acids. NCBI's taxonomy places the organism in Eukaryota, Metazoa, Arthropoda, Insecta, Hymenoptera, Formicidae.